Cyprinodon variegatus (sheepshead minnow) is the source of this 2599-nucleotide messenger RNA. RefSeq names its product Abelson tyrosine-protein kinase 2 (gene map3k20). The transcript is spliced from 11 exons. Gene Ontology annotation, biological process: protein phosphorylation. Gene Ontology annotation, cellular component: cytoplasm. The record is from RefSeq and is a predicted model, not a curated record. Lineage: Eukaryota; Metazoa; Chordata; Actinopteri; Cyprinodontiformes; Cyprinodontidae. Gene Ontology annotation, molecular function: protein kinase activity; ATP binding. Bases 320 to 2338 code for a protein of 672 amino acids.
ACUAUCAGGCAAUGUAACUCCUCGUCUGGCCAUGACAGCCAACCUGCUCUGACUCACGGAGGGCAAACUUCUCCCACUCUUUCCAGCACUUUCUAGUUUACUCUUCUUGACACUCUGUAGAGCUGACUGACAACAUCCUAUUCCAAACCUAACAAGGAACCUUUUCUGCUUCACUUCAUCUCUUUUUGUUUUCAUCUCUGACUAGUCUACAAUUAUAGACAGAGGUUGGACUUAAGGAUUUUUUACUUUUCUUUUUUUUUAUUCCCCUGGUGGUGUGUAUGUACAUGAGUGUGUUUUAGUGUCUGUAUGUCAGUAUGCCAUGUCGUCCCCUGGCUCGUCGUUUGUGCAGAUAAAGCAUGAGGAUUUGCUUUUCUAUGAAAACUGUGGAGGAGGUAGCUUUGGGAGCGUCUACAGGGCCCUCUGGAUAUCCCAAGACAAAGAGGUGGCCGUGAAGAAGCUUCUCAAGAUCGACAAAGAGGCUGAGAUUCUCAGUGUACUGAGUCAUAAGAACAUCAUUCAGUUUUAUGGAGCCGUGCUGGAAUCUCCCAACUAUGGCAUUGUCACAGAAUAUGCAAGUGGAGGCUCUCUGUAUGAGUACAUUUCAAGUGAGCAGAGUGAAGAAAUGGACAUGGAGCAGAUAAUGACAUGGGCCAUACAAAUAGCCAAAGGGAUGCAUUACCUCCACGCAGAAGCUCCAGUCAAAGUGAUACACAGAGACCUCAAGUCACGAAAUGUGGUAUUGACUGGAGAUAAAGUGCUAAAGAUAUGUGACUUUGGAGCAUCUAAGUUUUUAUCUCACACCACCCAUAUGACUGUAGUGGGCACUUUUCCCUGGAUGGCUCCUGAAGUUAUCCAGAGUCUGCCUGUCUCUGAGACUUGUGACACUUAUUCAUACGGCGUGGUGCUAUGGGAGAUGCUGACUCGGGAAGUUCCUUUCAAAGGUUUCGAGGGACUGCAAGUUGCAUGGCUGGUGGUGGAAAAGCAAGAGAGACUAACCAUUCCCACCAGCUGCCCUGCAAGUUUUGCUGAGUUGAUGAGGAAAUGUUGGCAGGCAGAUCCAAAGGAAAGACCACAAUUCAAGCAGUUGUUACUAACCUUGGAGUCCAUGGCAAAUGACAGCAGGCUGCCAGACCAGUGCAACUCUUUUCUACAUAAUAAGGACCAGUGGAGAUGUGAAAUCGAAUCAACCCUUGAGCGCCUUCGAAAGCUGGAGCGGGAGCUGUACUCCAAAGAGAAAGAGUUGGAGGAGAGGGAGAGGAGGCUAAGACUGUGGGAGGAGAGGCUGAUGGAGAGGUCCAACAUGACACCCAGCCCAACCUCUCUACUCAUGGACCGCUCAAACAUUUCACCAUUCUUCACACCUAUGACCAUCGGUUCCUCUGGCUCUUUCUUUCGCUCACACUCCCAGGACUCCAACAGCCUAAGCAGCGCAGGGGUUAGUAGCGCUGGUGUCAGCUGUCUCCUCCGCACGCUCAGCAAUGGAGACACAGAACGAGGAAGCAGCGCUGUGCUGGAGAGAGGGGUCGGUUCACUCGACAGCGGCAGACUGCAUGUCAUGCUGCGAGGUUUACAGGGAAGGUUUGAAGAUGAUGAGGAAGAUGAAGGAACUGUUGAGGAGAAAGAUUGGGGACAUAAGGAACACAAUGAUAGUGGGAGUCUAGAGGGAGGAAGAGUUCAGGUAACACUCAGGAGCUUCCCAGGAGGUGUUGUUGAGAGGAAGGAGAGGACCUGGGAAGAAGGCGACAGAGAGAGAGGAGGCAUGCAGAGAAGCAGAGUGACCACCAUAGUCCGAGGAUAUUCAGGAGGAUAUGGGGAGGCAGAGGGGGAGAGAGAGAAGGAAGUAGGGUGGGAGAUUGAAAAACUAGGGGACAAGCUAGAGGAUAGAGGGGUGGAAGGAGGGCUCGAAGGAAACAGGCUCCCAUCAAUGUUUAAAGGUCUCAGAGGAAGUUUUGGUAGCCUGGGGGAUAUGCUGUCCUUAGAUAUGGAGGAAAUGGGGGAGAUGGACAGAAUUGGCGACAUGGACAUGAACAUGAAUAUGGGCGACCUGGGAGUGAUGAAAGUGGUGGGUCAGGGUGUCAGGAGUGAAUUGGGCGUCAGGGGUCACCGAAGUGACGUGGGGGUUGUGGUCCAGGGAGUAAGGGGCGACCUCAGUGAUGCCAUCAGUCAGAAGAUAAGAGGUGAAGUGGGUGUCAUUGGUCACUCUGGGAUGCAGGUGAGCAUGCGGGCAUCUUCUAAUCAGAACUCUGUGAAGAGCUGCAGCGUGCGACAUGGAACAAAGAUCAACAUGGCAACAGCUGCCAUGGACAUGAUGGAACUUGACUGGUCCGAUAGUGACUAGGAAACACAUGGGUAGAUACAUUCACAGCAAGCAAAUAUGGAAAAAUGGUUUAACUUCCUCACACAGGCAGCAUUUGAACUACAGAUUGUGUCACAGUGUUCAGGUGAGGCAGACUUUAAUCAUUUUAAAUGAACAAUACACCCAUGUGAUUUGAUAGAUAGCAGAGUAAUCCAAACCCCUUUCAGACAAAAUCUCUUUAAAAGGAAAGGCCAUUAAUGUUGGUCAGUGUUUCAAACAACGGUCACUCUAACAUCUACAGUA